Phytophthora sojae is the source of this 312-nucleotide messenger RNA. RefSeq lists its product as hypothetical. The transcript has a single exon. The record is from RefSeq and is a predicted model, not a curated record. Lineage: Eukaryota; Oomycota; Peronosporomycetes; Peronosporales; Peronosporaceae. Bases 1 to 312 code for a protein of 103 amino acids.
AUGGUGGAGUCCCGCGACGUCAAGUUCCGCGAGGACGUGACGGUCGAGCGCACGUAUAUCAACGCGCUGCUUAAGGGAAGGCAACACUAUUAUCCACAAAUUCCGUUUAUUCCGCUGCCUGUGGAGUAUGUUGCAGAGCAAUCAGUACGUGUCAAGGCUGGUGAUUUGGUGCGUCGGGCGGCCAAUGAAGUGGCAAGUGGAGACCACGUGCAACAUGGGCAUUCGGAUAUUGCAGAGCUGCCAGCGCGUACUGCGAACGUUGAUGCUUCGGUGGGAGAAGAGCAUGCGCAUGAGUCGCAUCCUGCUGAGUAG